Trifolium pratense (red clover) is the source of this 645-nucleotide messenger RNA. Its product is annotated as B3 domain-containing protein At2g33720-like. The transcript has a single exon. Gene Ontology annotation, molecular function: DNA binding. NCBI's taxonomy places the organism in Eukaryota, Viridiplantae, Streptophyta, Magnoliopsida, Fabales, Fabaceae. Bases 1 to 579 code for a protein of 192 amino acids. The record is from RefSeq and is a predicted model, not a curated record.
AUGGCUUACAGCAACAACAAUGUUUGUGAUCAUUUAUCACUAGGUUUAUGCCGUUGUACAACAACAACAACAACUAUUGAGACAAAAUUCUUGAAUUCUUCCAACAAAAAGAGGAAACUUAAGCAACAAGCAACUGAUGGUGCAACAAAGAAGAAAACAAAGAAGAAGAGAUGCAAUGAUGAUAUAGGGAGAAAUUGGGGUUACUCAACUAAGUUGAUGCUAUAUGAUGAUCCUUGGAAGGUUAAGAAAGUGUUGGAAAAGAGUGAUGUUGACCAUUCGAGUAGACUAUUGCUCGAUAAAAUUUUGGUUGAGGAUUUGAUGUUGCCUGUGCUGAGUGUUAAUGCUGCGAAAGAAAUUCAAAUGAAAAUAUGGGAUAUUGACACUAAAUCUAUGCACUCUCUCAAACUCAAGAGAUGGGGUUCAGGAAGCUAUGUUUUAAUUGACGGAUGGGUCAGAGAUUUUGUAGCUAGGAGGGGCUUACAGAAAGGGGAUGAGAUUGGUCUUCAUUGGGAUCGAUACAACCGACAUUUUAAUUUCACUGUUUUUCAAAUCUUCAAGCCAAUCAAGAUAGACAAAUAGGCUUAACAAAUUAUUUAUUAAUGAAAGUAUGUGAUGUGUAUUUCGAUUGUUACUACUUUUCAGUUU